AUGACCCGAUUUGUGGCCUUCAGUCCGGGUAGCUUUGCUCCCCAAUGGACGAUCUUGCGAUGGAGGAGCCCCAAAGCCAGUGAAAACGGUGCUGUGAUGAUUCAGAUGGAUCUCAAGACUAUAUCGGCCUUCGUGUUCUUGGUUAAGCGCUUUGGGUUUUAUUGUCGUAAAGUACGAGCCUGUUGGGGCCGUUGCAACCUGGUUCUUUGCAUUCUCCAUGGACCUCAGACUCGCAACUUCUUCGAUCUGGCAUCGUCCAGAUUGGUGAACGGGAUUCUGUGGGAAGCCAUUGAAUUGGAUGAUGCCCUUCAUUGGCUGUCAACUCUAGGUGGAGCCUAUUCUAAUCUCGGUGAACAUUCCCAUUCCUUUGCCCUUCGAGCCGGUCAAAAUGCUUGGAACCAAAUGCGCAUUGCUCUUCGUUCCAUGGAUCCCAGCGUUAUUUUGAAGUGUUGGCUUUUUAUGGCCAUGAGUUUGAUGCAACUGCAACAACUCCGGCGAUCAAAACUCAUCAUUCGAAACGUACUUCAAUACAAUCGAGAUCGGGGACAGCUCGAAGAUCUAAGAGUCAAUAGCAUGUGCCAAGGGAUUUGGUCCAGACUGAAAUUUCAGUACCGGAUGCGAAACACCAAGAGAAAGGCUUCUAAGAGCCGUGAGAGUUUCUUAUAGCUUCAGGGACCAAAGUGGAACUGGAACUUGAAACUCUUUGGCAAGGGAAAACUUGGUCCUAAUUGGGAAUUGAGAGGUGCUCUCUGGAAGUCACAGACGUACGGACACACAUGUUCUAUCGUGAGUGAGCCAAUGAAUGAGUGAAGUGAUGUACUUCGUGAGCUGUCAGUGAUUAAUUAUAUUAACCAAGUGGCAUACCAACCAGGAUCCACGGACGGUGGAAGUCUAAUCGCUUCACCAUGACGAGUUUCAUGGAAAAGCAGCUCUCUUUAUAAUCGACAAAGGUUACCUCAUGAUUAAUAAAAUAUCAGACCAAA
This is a messenger RNA of Tigriopus californicus, 983 nucleotides long. RefSeq lists its product as uncharacterized. The record is from RefSeq and is a predicted model, not a curated record. Bases 1 to 666 code for a protein of 221 amino acids. Lineage: Eukaryota; Metazoa; Arthropoda; Copepoda; Harpacticoida; Harpacticidae. The transcript has 3 exons.